AUGUUUGGGUUUCGCCCACACAUGUCUGCACAGGACGUCCUUCUCCAGCUCCAUAGGGCCGUCAUACAGCCAAAAACUAUGCAACACAAUGAUAAAGCCAUCCUCGCCCUAGAUCUGAAGGGGGCCUUCGACAAUGUUAAGCACAGCAGCAUCCUGGUUAACUUGAGUUCCACCGAUUGCGGGGCUAAGGCCUUUGCAUAUGUCAGAGAUUUUCUCUCUAAACGCCAGGCACUUCUUCGGAUCGAGGACGAGGAAUAUGGCCCCUACAAUAUGGGAACACGGAGUACCCCACACGGAGCAGUGUUAUCACCGCUCCUUUUCAACAUUGCUAUGAUGCGCCUUCCAAGCGAAUUGGCCAGGGUCGAAGGCACAAAACACGCAGUAUAUGCCGAUGAUAUUACAAUCUGGACCACUGAAGGGAGCCCUGGUGAAAUGCAGGAACGCCUUCUGCAGGCCGCUGCCGUAGUCGAGGCUUAUGCCAACGAUUGUGGACUCCAAUGUGCUCCAAACAAAUCAGAGCUUAUGCACGUUAGAGCGAAGCCAAGAGAUAAGUCAGCCAUACACAUCUCCCUGUCUGCGGUUCCCAUCAGAGAGGUGGAGGAGCUCCGGAUUCUGGGCCUGUUCAUUCACCACAGACUCAGACCGGACUCCACUAUAGCGAAACUCAAGAGAAUAGGCCAACAGGUAGGGCGCAUGAUCCACCGCGUUUCCAACAAGCGGGGUGGUCUGCGGGGCAGGGACGCGCUUCGGCUCGCCCAUGCCUUCGAGACUAGCCGGAUCCUCUACGCCGUCCCAUACCUUCGCACUAACAAGCAAGAAGACGAAAGAAUAGACGCCAUCAUUCGUAAGGCUACUAAACAAGCUCUGGAUCUCCUGGUGGCCACUUCCAACGCCAAACUGAGGGCGUUAGGUGUGCUCAACUCCUACCAGAAGUUGCGGGAGGCGCACCUUAUGAAUCAAUAUACGUGGCUCGUGCAGACGGCUCCCGGGCGCCGCCUGCUGAAACGCUUACACAUACAGCACACUUGCACUGCCGAGGAGGCGGAGCGUAUUCCGGAACUGUGGUGGCAUAUGCUCUCAGUCUCUCCACUCCCCAGUAACAAGGAUAAGCACACGCACGAAAGCAGAAGACAGGCGCGGGCUCGGACGCUUGAGAGGCAACACGGCUCUCGACCUGGUGUAUUCUACGUAGAUAUAGUAGGGCCUUCGCCCACGGGAUUUUACACGGCCUGUGUAGUUCACCGGGAAAAGCAUGUCAAUGGGCUCUCGUUCCGAGCACAAAAUCCAGAGCGCGCUGAGGAAGUCGCGAUAGCGCUUGCUGCUCCGGACCCCAACUCGAAAGUUAUCAUCAUGGACUCCCGGAAAGCAUGUGCUCAUUACUUUGUAGGAGAGAUAUCCACCCUAGCCAGCCAAAUUUUGAAACGGGCUCUCGCUGAUCCAGCCCCGAAACGCAUCGUAUGGGCUCCUGGACAUCAGGGCUUACCAGGUAAAGAGGCCGCUGACACGGGCCCGAGCGCUUACCCACCGGGC
Messenger RNA from Rhipicephalus microplus (southern cattle tick), 1530 nucleotides. RefSeq lists its product as uncharacterized. The record is from RefSeq and is a predicted model, not a curated record. Lineage: Eukaryota; Metazoa; Arthropoda; Arachnida; Ixodida; Ixodidae.